AUGGCUGACAUUAACGUUGAUGUCUUGGUUAUCGGCGCUGGCCCGACCGGUCUUGGUGCUGCGAAGCGCCUGAACCAGAUUAACGGCCCCUCAUGGCUGCUUGUCGACUCCGCCGAGAAGGCCGGUGGUCUUGCCGGCACUGACACCACCCCCGAGGGCUUCCUCUACGAUGUUGGUGGCCACGUCAUCUUUUCCCACUACAAGUACUUCGACGACUGCAUCGAGGAGGCGCUCCCCAAGGACGAUGACUGGUUCACGCACCAGCGCAUCUCCUACGUCCGCUACAAGGGCCUCUGGGUUCCCUACCCCUUCCAGAACAAUAUCUCCAUGUUGCCCAAGGAGGACCAGGUUAAGUGCAUGAACGGUCUUAUCGACGCUGCCCUUGAGUGCCGUGUUGCCAACACCAAGCCCAAGGACUUUGAUGAGUGGAUUCUGCGCAACUGUGGUGAGGGUGUCGCCGACAUCUUCAUGCGGCCCUACAACUACAAGGUCUGGGCCGUCCCCACGACCAAGCUCGUCACCGAGAACGUCGUCCUGAACAAGGUCGCCGGCAACUGGGGCCCCAACGCCACCUUCAAGUUCCCUGCCCGCGACGGAACCGGUGGUAUUUGGAUCGCCGUUGCCAACACCCUCCCCAAGGAGAAGACGCGCUACGGCCAGAAGGGCACUGUCGAGAAGGUCGACGCCGACAAGAAGAUUGUCACUCUCGCCGACGGCACCACCGUCCAGUACGGCAAGCUCAUCUCGACAAUGAACGUUGACCAGCUUGUCGAGCGCAUGGGCAACCAGGAGCUCGUUAGCCUGUCCAAGGGCCUCUUCUACUCGUCGACCCACGUCAUCGGUGUCGGCAUCCGCGGCGAGCGCCCCGAGCGCAUCGGCGACAAGUGCUGGUUGUACUUCCCCGAGGACAACUGCCCCUUCUACCGCGCCACCAUCUUCUCCAACUACUCCCCCUACAACCAGCCCGAGGCCGGCAAGAAGCUGCCCACGCUGUACCUGGCUAACGGCCAGAAGGCCGAGUCGACCGAGGCCAAGGAGGGUCCCUACUGGUCCAUCAUGCUCGAGGUCUCCGAGUCCUCGAUGAAGCCUGUCGACCAGGAGAAGAUCCUCGAGCAAUGCAUCCAGGGUCUCAUCAACACUGAGAUGAUCAAGCCCGAGGACGAGAUUGUCUCCACCUACCACCGCCGCUUCAACCACGGCUACCCUACUCCCUCGCUUGAGAGAGAGGGUGUCCUCAAGGACCUCUUGCCCAAGCUCCUUGACCAGGGCAUCUACUCCCGCGGUCGUUUCGGCAGCUGGAGAUACGAGGUCGGCAACCAGGACCACUCGUUCAUGCUCGGUGUCGAGGCCGCCGACAACAUUGUCAACGGCGCCGUCGAGCUCACGCUCAACUACCCUGACUUCGUCAACGGCCGCAAGAACGAGGAGCGUCGUCUGGCACAGACUUUUGCCUUUGGCGCCCUGCCCACUCACAGCAAGUAA
Messenger RNA from Colletotrichum spaethianum, 1482 nucleotides. RefSeq lists its product as uncharacterized. The coding region runs from base 1 to 1482 and encodes 493 amino acids. The record is from RefSeq and is a predicted model, not a curated record. NCBI's taxonomy places the organism in Eukaryota, Fungi, Ascomycota, Sordariomycetes, Glomerellales, Glomerellaceae. The transcript has 5 exons. Gene Ontology annotation, molecular function: oxidoreductase activity.